UCAAGAGAACAAGACUAAAGAGACAAAUACAAUAAAGAGUAUCGAGGCGGCCGGAUGUUCUGUGUAACCCAAGUCCGGAUGACUGUCAGAUAUCGGCGAGAGUGGGAAUGCGUGCGGCGACCACGAAGGGAUUGCGUAUGCGUGUGCUCACUCUCCGCUAUACUGGCUCGGAGAAUGCACAUGAUGCGUGGACAUCGACUGUCGCGAUAAAACGUGCCGACACCAACCUUGUGUCCGCAGGACAAAAGACUUGGACUGAACUCCGUCGGAAACUACGGAAACUUGGUCGCAGGUUCCACCUAAUGAUGGCGCUGCCAUCGAUCCAAGUGGCAUUGCUCACCGUGUUGCUGGUGGGGGAUGCUGUCGUCAGCAACCAGUUCUACUCUGUUUACUACCACAUUCGGCUGCUGGAGACCGACCGGGUCUACGGCUGCCUGCAGUGCUUCAAGCUGCCCUGCGCACAACGGGAGAUACGAGCACGGCCGCUAGAGGGAUCAUUGCAGUGCUGCCGUGCCUGCACCGUUGUUGGUCCAGGAAAAGAAUGCUCCGUUUAUCGUGAGCACGCAGCGAUAGUCUGCGACAAAGAACACGUCUGCGAUACCAACACGCAAGUUUGCGUGAAGGAACAAGACCGUUGACUUAAUGUAUGCAUCCAUAUAUAAUAAAAAGUCGACCGAC
This is a messenger RNA of Dermacentor silvarum, 678 nucleotides long. RefSeq lists its product as uncharacterized. The transcript has 3 exons. The coding region runs from base 108 to 638 and encodes 176 amino acids. The record is from RefSeq and is a predicted model, not a curated record. Lineage: Eukaryota; Metazoa; Arthropoda; Arachnida; Ixodida; Ixodidae.